Messenger RNA from Fusarium subglutinans, 618 nucleotides. RefSeq names its product polysaccharide deacetylase family. NCBI's taxonomy places the organism in Eukaryota, Fungi, Ascomycota, Sordariomycetes, Hypocreales, Nectriaceae. The coding region runs from base 1 to 618 and encodes 205 amino acids. The transcript has a single exon. The record is from RefSeq and is a predicted model, not a curated record.
AUGCCUCAACUUCCCGCCCGGCAGGGUGUAGCCAUUCUGCUAAGGCAGGGCCAGAGCCUCCAAGUCAUCAAUACGCAUGGAAAGCAAGUGGUCGACUUUUGGGCCUUCAAUUUCAAGAAUGGCCAAGAGUACCUCUCGACUAGUCACACUCGAGCAAUGCUGUCAAGCAUCUCUUUGCGCAAGAGAGACAAGUUAUACAGUUGCCGCCGCAAGCCCAUCUUAACUCUUGUCGAUGACACGACCCCAGGGAUCCACGACUUGCUCUUCCCCGCUUGCGAUGCUGAGCGUUAUCGCCAAUUGGGUGCUGUGGGUUAUCAUGACAGUUGCCAUGAUAAUAUGCACAAAGCCCUGGGAGAGUUGGAGUUUAUCAAGCCCAGAGCUGAUUGGGUCCCAGAUCCGCUAAACCUGUUUAUGAAUGUGGCUGUGGAUCAUCAUGGUGGAAUUGAUAUCCGUGCUCCUACAAGCGACAAGGGCCAAUAUGUCAUUUUGAGAGCCGAGACCGAUCUUGUCGUCGUCAUGAGCGCGUGCCCCCAAGAUAUGGUCAAUGUUAACGGGAACGGGCCUACUGAUUGCGAGUAUCGUGUGCUUGAGGAAUCUCGAUUAAGUGUAAUAUUAUAA